Molecule: messenger RNA, 1767 nt
Organism: Monoraphidium neglectum
Lineage: Eukaryota; Viridiplantae; Chlorophyta; Chlorophyceae; Sphaeropleales; Selenastraceae
Exons: 3
Coding region: 1-1767 (588 amino acids)
Molecular function (GO): protein binding
Source: RefSeq, a predicted model, not a curated record
AUGAGCAAAGACGAUUCCCCGGACUUCGGCGAGGUGACAGGGGUGAGCGGCGGCGGCGGCGGCGACGGCGGAGCAGCCGCGCGCCUGCUGAUCCAGCACGGGGCGGACCCAUGGCUAGCCGACCGCCGGGGCGGCAACAAUGCGCUCCACAACGCCGCGCUGUACGGCGGCGCCGCGUGCGUGCGCGCCUGCCUGGAGGCGCGAGAGACCUACCCGCUGCUCCAAGGCGCACCCGCCCCGACAGCCGCGGAUCGGGAGGCCGGCGGCCCAGCCGGAGGCGGCCCCGCGGCGCCGGGGCGGCUGCGGCGCUGGCAGGAGCGGCGGCGGCGGAAGGGCGUGCGGCGGCAGCGGGAGAUGCGGCUGAAGGAGCAGCGGCGGCUGCGAGAGCAGCAGGGGCAGCCUGCCUUGCUGGAGUCCACCAACAUGUACGGCUUCACGGCGCUGCACCUGGCGGUCUGCAACAAAAACAUGGAUGCAGCAGCGGCCCUUAUUGAAGCCGGGGCCUCCUUGUCGGCUCGCACACGGCACCAAGCGCUGGUCGCGCGCAUGCUCGUCCCCCGCUUCAGCUCGCCGCUCCACGCCGCGGCCCGCGCGCCGGACGCGCGCCUCGCGACGCUGCUGCUCUCGGCGCACCUCCGGCGCGCGGGCGGCACCGGCGCCGCCGCCGCGGCGGACCCGCGGCGGGCGCGGAAUGCGGAGGGGCGGCUUCCGUGGCACGAAGCACGGGAUCAGGGCCUAUCGGGGGCCCUGUGUGAACUGCUUGACCCAUACGUGCCGCUGCGAGACGCGCUGCUGCACUCGCGGGUGGUAUCACCCGCUUACUGGGCGGGUGACGCCGCCGCGGGUGACGCCGCCACGGGUGACGCCGUCGCGUUUCGCUUCGUGUGCAGCCUGCAGGAGCUCGCGGCGGCGCAGCUGAAGCGGCAGCUGUUGGUUCAGGCGGCGAUCGCGAUCGCGUCCGAAGGCGGCUGUGCUGCAGCGGCAGCGCUAGCCGCCGGCAUCGGGCAGACGGACGCGCAGUCGUCCUCGCACCAGCAGCAGCAGCCGCAGCCUGCGCCGGGCGAGCUGAUGCAGCAAUUGUGCCCGCGCACGCUGGCGCUUGAGCACCAGGCAGAAGGCACUGCGAGCGGCGCCCCGGUCUGCGACGCGGCGCCCCGCUGCCAGGCACUCCCGCCGAAGCCGCAAGCUCAGGAAGCUGUCAGCGGCUCUGGCGGCGUCGCGGGGGCGCCGCGGCCACCAGACGGCGACGCUUGCUCGAUGUUCGAUGCUGUCCGGUCCUACGUGCUUUGCACCGCGCGGCACACAGCCCCAAACUGCAGCUGCUGCGUGGCAGACGCGACGCCGUCGCCGGCGUUGAGCUGCGGCUGCGCCGCGCUGGACGCCUGCGGCCGGUUGCAGGGGGAGGGAUGCAGUCCUGGGGACUCGGAGGCCCACGAGGCCCAGCUGCUUCGCCUCUUAGAUGAUGCCAAGGCGCUCCGCGAGCGCCAGGCGCGCGGCGCCGGCGUCGGCGGCGUCGGCGGCGGGAGGAGCGGCGGCUGCAGCGCCGCGCGCGAGGCCGAGGCGUGCGGCGUGUGCUUGGAGGAGCAGCCGGGCCUGCUGCUGCGGCUGCACCCGUGCGGGCACUCGCUGUGCGGGCGCUGCGGGGUGCUCCUUGUCCGGCUGAUUGCUGGCAAGCCCGCGCUGUGCCCCUACUGCCGCACUGUGAUCGCUGGGUUUGGGGUGCACCGGCAGGCUGACGGGGCCCAGGGCAUCGGGACUCCUCAGUAA